Molecule: messenger RNA, 519 nt
Organism: Armigeres subalbatus
Lineage: Eukaryota; Metazoa; Arthropoda; Insecta; Diptera; Culicidae
Exons: 1
Coding region: 1-519 (172 amino acids)
Biological process (GO): DNA integration
Molecular function (GO): nucleic acid binding
Source: RefSeq, a predicted model, not a curated record
AUGUGGUCAGACAACGGCACGAACUUUGUCGGUGCUGACAGUCAGCUGAAUGCUAAUUCUGACAUCGAAUACAGCAAGGAGUUAAAGGAGGUCUACGAACUGCUGCAAUCAGGAUUACACAAUGAAGCAGUUGGAUACUUUCUUGCAAACAAGGGUAUUGCAUGGAACUUUAUCACCCCAUUCUCGCCGCACAAAGGAGGUAUACGGGAAGCUUUGGUGAGAAGUACCAAGAAGCAUCUACGAGCUGUCAUUGGCAAGGCACCUCUUACCUUUGAGGAAUUGAUUACCGUGUUGUGCCAAACCGAGGCUUGCCUCAACUCGAGGCCACUCUGUGCUGUUUCAAAGUUUCAUGAUAGCACCGAAGCCUUAACUCCGGGGCACUUCAUCAUUGGGCAGGCUUUAAAUCUUAUUCCCAUACCUGUUGUUCACCAUAUUCCCGAGAACCGUUUGGACAAGUACCAAAAAUUGCAAAGACACACAACUGACAUCUGGCGACUUGUCAACUCUGCAAUCGCGUAA